Bactrocera tryoni is the source of this 1994-nucleotide messenger RNA. RefSeq lists its product as uncharacterized. Gene Ontology annotation, cellular component: plasma membrane. Gene Ontology annotation, molecular function: TIR domain binding; Toll-like receptor binding. The transcript has 6 exons. NCBI's taxonomy places the organism in Eukaryota, Metazoa, Arthropoda, Insecta, Diptera, Tephritidae. Bases 275 to 1738 code for a protein of 487 amino acids. The record is from RefSeq and is a predicted model, not a curated record. Gene Ontology annotation, biological process: Toll signaling pathway; defense response to Gram-positive bacterium; innate immune response.
UUGUGUCGACCGCAGCAAUUGUUUAAAUCGGAUUUCGGUUCAAAUUUACCCUCAAUGUACUGAAUUUGUAUAAUACAACUUUUUUGAGUGUGUCAAUUAAGAAAAUGUAUAUGGAAUAAAGACUUGAAUAGUUUCAACAGGUAGCGGACUAUUUGGCGGGACUCGAAAAAAAGUCGUUAUAAAAACAGUACCUGUGCAUUGUUAUUAGCAAACCUCACGAAAUUAAUGAAUGUGCUACUCUGUUUAAGCAGGCAUAUGCUGAUAAUUGGUUAAUAUGAUGUUGGAUACAAACACCGUAAACGCCAUACCUUUCUCUAUGAAAGUGCCUGCCUUUAAUUAUUGUGAAGAAGCACGUCUCCUAGCUGAAACGCCGCUUUCAGAGUUGAGUCCGGAAACAUGCAUUAAACUUUCGGAAAUGUUGAAUGGUCGUAAAAUCUUGAGACAUGCGGGACAUGAUCGUGACUGGCGCGGCAUAGCCGAAUUGGCAAAAGUGCGAAACUUCUGCAGUAACAACUCUGACGAUCCAAUGCAGACUGUGUUAAACCAGUGGACACAACGAAAUGCUGCGGAGGCUACAUGUUUUCAUUUACUGCAUUUUCUUUCUCAAAUCGAUCGGUGGGAUGUGAGUGACGAUAUUUUUACGUUUCUACUGAAAGACGCUCGGCAAUUUGAAAGCAGUAGGUCACAUGCAAAUGUAACAGGUGGUGCACAUACAGAGGGUGUUUCAAUUACUCCAAUUGAAAGUAAUGAACAAGAUUUAGUUAGCAACAAUAUAAAUAGGGAGAAUAAUAGCGAAAGCGAAGAAGGCAGUGACACGGAUAAUGAAGAAAAUGACGAUGGCGGUUCAAGUUCCUCAGCAAGUGCACCGCCAUGUCCGCCACUUAGCCCACCACCGAGCCCGCCACCAAAUCUGGAAUCUCUAAUUGAACGUGUUGAGGAAUUAACAAAUGCAGCAGUGCAGGCGAGAGUAAGCGCUCCAACAACUGCACUGGCCGUGACCGAGACAAUGCCAAUAGCAGUACAAACUCCCAAAACGGUGAUAGAAAAAUAUGAAAGCAAAAAUUAUACGAACGAAGUAAAUCCGCUAACACGCCAAGAUGCCGCGCGUUUACGCAGGGGUUUGCCGUUAACAAAAUACGAUGCAUUUGUACUGUACGCCGAACCCGAUCAGCAUUACGCCAACGAAAUGCAGCAAAAGUUAGAAAAAUACACCGAAUAUAAUUUCCAGCUUGUGUUUAAAAACCGUGACUUGCUCGGUGGCACUUUUUUUCACGAUGCGGUGACGGAGCUCAUGGAGGAUCGCUGUAACUACGUACUGCUAAUUGUAACGCCAAAUUUUAACCGUGACUACGAGAGUUGCUUCUUUUUCAACAACGCGCAAACAUUGCAAUUGCAGGAAAAUCGUCGCAAAAUUAUACCACUACUCUACGGCUUACAGUUACCGCGUCGUUUACGUGGUCUGCAUACGCUCAAAUACUAUAGUGAACAUUUUUGGGAUCUUUUGGUCGAUUCCUUAAGCAUGAAAGAAUUGCCGCCACUCACAAAAACCGAAGAAUAUAAUCACGAUAUGCCAGCGCUACCAAGUAUGCCCAAACCACCAGGCGCACCAAUAGCAGCUGCUGACGAAAAUAAAUGCCAAGCAAAACCAAAAACUCAAACCACUGCUGAUAAAAGCGCCGGCAAAAAGAAAUUUUUGAAGAAGCCCGAAUGGAUAAAGAAGAACAAAGUGCAGCAAUAACUCAAAUUGUGCCUGAAUUUAGCAACAGAGAGGCCUGUGCGCAUUUACUUGCCAAUUUUAAAGAAACCAAAAAUUAUACACAUACCUAAGUAUGUACAAUGAGCUUAACCGUUGUUUGCCAUGUGUAGUGCCUUUUUCUAAUAAUAUGUGCAGCCUAUAUUUUGUAGCUUAGUUUGUUUGUUGUUAAAAAUCGUAUCUCAUAGUUUUAGUGCAAAAAUAUCGAAUGAAAUAUACCUAAAUAUGUACUUAAAAAGUC